Lodderomyces orthopsilosis Co 90-125 is the source of this 1812-nucleotide messenger RNA. RefSeq names its product E1 ubiquitin-activating protein (gene UBA2). Gene Ontology annotation, cellular component: SUMO activating enzyme complex; cytoplasm. The record is from RefSeq and is a predicted model, not a curated record. The transcript has a single exon. Gene Ontology annotation, biological process: protein sumoylation. Gene Ontology annotation, molecular function: SUMO activating enzyme activity. Lineage: Eukaryota; Fungi; Ascomycota; Pichiomycetes; Serinales; Debaryomycetaceae. Bases 1 to 1812 code for a protein of 603 amino acids.
AUGAAAUUGUGCAAUACGCCAAAGGCGUGUGGUCUUUGUUCACCAGUGUGUAGAGGAAAAAAAAAUAAAAAAUAUUAUCGUAACUCUCUAAUGAAAGACACGUAUUUGAAACGAGUCCUCGGAGAGGAAUGUUUCACCAAAAUCCAAUCUUCUCGAGUAUUGAUGGUGGGUGCAGGUGGAUUGGGGUGUGAGUUGUUGAAAGAUCUUGUUUUAUCAGGAUAUGGAGAGAUCCACAUAGUUGACUUGGACACCAUCACGUUGUCCAAUUUGAAUCGGCAAUUCUUGUUUCGCAAAACGGAUAUCGACAAAUCAAAGUCAUUGACAGUUGCCAAAGCGGUGGAAUCGUUCAACUACCUUGGUGCUAAACUUGUGCCUCAUCAUGGUAAUAUAAUGGACACCAAACGGUUUCCAUUGGAGUGGUGGCAACAAUUCAACUACAUUUAUAACGCUUUGGACAACCUCGAAGCAAGAAGUUAUGUUAAUGCGAUGUGCUUGUUGUUGAAAACGCCAUCGAUGGAUAGCGGGACUGAAGGUUAUCGGGGUCAUGUGUUUCCUAUUUUGCCAUAUCAAAGCUCAUGCUUUGAUUGUCAGACUCAUCCUGCGCCAAAGACGUAUCCAGUGUGUACAAUCAGAUCUACACCUUCUCUACCUGUCCAUUGUAUCACAUGGGCAAAAGAGUUUUUGUUUAAGCAGUUGUUUGAUGAACAAGAGAGUGGACUCAAUGAUUCUGGGGCCAUUGCCAAAGACACUGAUAAUGAUGCCGAGAUUGAAACAUUGUUACAAGAGGCAAACGAGUUGGCCGAAUUGCGGGCAAAGAUUAAACACAGUGACACCUUUUUUAAAGAGUUGGUCAACAAGAUCUACGAUGUGGAUAUUGAACGGUUGUUGAAAAUUGAUACAUUAUGGCAGUCGAGAAGACAACCAACACCAUUCAAGUUAGAAGAGUAUGAGAUAGCUGAAGUUGAUCUCCUGGACACAAAAGUUUGGUCUAUUGCUGAAAACUUGUACGCUUUAUACGUGUCAAGUGCGAACAUUCAACGCCGGUUGAAGGACGAAGGAUUUAUCUCUUUUGAUAAAGAUGAUGAUGAUGCCAUGACGUUCGUUGCUGCUGCAUCCAACUUGCGAUCAUUUGUAUUUCACAUUGAAACCAAAUCAAAGUUCGACAUCAAGGAGAUUGCAGGGAAUAUCAUACCAGCUAUUGCCACCACCAACGCGUUAAUUUCAGGUUUUGCCAGUGCAAUUGGCACUCAGUAUUUUCAAGGCGACGCUUCAGCACAUUUAUUACAUACAUCGCAAGCACCCAAGUAUGCAAUUGUAUCGGCAUCAAUUGGCCCACCCAAUCCAUGUUGUCCCAGUUGCUCCGCAUAUCGUGAAGUGUUACAUGUGAACAAACACGAUCUCGACUCUUUGACAUUACAAUGGCUUGUUGACCAGCUAGCUCCUCUCUACAACUCAGAAAUUUCCAUUCAAGUUGGUCAAUCGAGAUUGAUUUAUGAUAUUGAUUUUGAUGACUAUGUUCUGGUGAAGCUAAGUCAAGUUCCUGGUUUAAGCGAGGGUAUUCUCGUACAAGAUGACUCCAACCGUCUACAGAAUCUCAUUUUGUAUUUGGUGGUUGGCGACGAAACUCGCUUCCCAAAAAUUGCUUUAAAAGAGAAGCCAGUUGUGGAAAAGAGUGAGUCCGAUGACAGUGAUGACGGUAUUGCGUUGAUGGAAGGGGGAGCGAUAAAAGAAGACGUUUCCUCUGACUCUUCCGAUGUGGAGAUAAUUGAACCACUGGCAAAGAGGCAGCAUCACGACAACACUGGUAGAUAA